AGGCAGACACAGAUUGCGUGGAAAAUUUGUAAAUAUAACUGUAGGCCUAUUUAUAUUGCAUGAUCAGUCGUUCAAGCUGAAUGUUCAGUGUGUGCAUAACAGGAGCCAGACUAACCAGACAAUAUGUGGACAACGGUCGGAAACAGGAGUUUAAUGAUGAAAACAACUUCUUUCCUGUCAUACAUCAAACGUGCUCAUUCCACACAAAAUUUACCGUGUGCAUUUUUCGCAUUGACUGACCAAUGGCCGAAGGCCUCGAUCCCGUUGUUUGACAGUAGGUCACGAAAUCUAGGUCGCGUUAACACAGUUAGACCGCUGUCUUUAUCGACAAUGUAUCAGAGUCAAGCAGCCGUGGCUUCCGUGGACUUCGGGGAGGCAAGUGACCCCUCCCCCCAGGGCAUUCAGGGGGACGAUUGUGUCAACUUCCGCCUGUGGAUGGAGAGUUGUCGGCGAUAUGGUUUGCCAGGCUGUGAUGAACAAGCGAACCACAUCGUGUCCGGCAGAAAAACCAUCUCUCAAGUGUUUCAGGAACAAGAUCAGAUCAUCAGAGACAUUGCAAGAAACUAUUCACAGGUGAGGAAGUCUAGCGCACCUGUUGACAGUGAGGUGUCCCGUCAGGGGGUCCAGGAGGGGUACGGCUACUGCGCCACGGUGGACUCCUCGGACAGCUGUGUGCAGGGAGUCCAGGGUCUGGACAUUCUUCACGGUCUAGUCAAUGUGGCGUCUCCCCAGGGAAUACAGGGGGACGAGUGUGUUCAGUUCAAACUCUGGCUGGAGAAUUGUCACCGGUUCGGGAUCACAGGGGAGUGUGAGCAACAGCUGAACAGCAUCAAGUACGGCCGGAAAACGCUUGCUCAGAUAUUCCAGGAACAAGAUACGCUUAUCCGACAAAUAGUCCAGGAGUACAAAUCCGGGAAAUCCCAAGAUUCCAGUUGAUUGUCAAAAACUUAGGGUGUGCCCAUAAUGGAACAUUGCAUGGAACAUUGCGUGGAACAUUACGGGGAACAUUACAUGCAAACCAAACUGUGAUAAUGUUUGUUGUCCAGGCUUUGACACACUGACAGUGUAACUGAAGUUAUAAACACACAGUUUACACAGAUUAUAUGUUGAGAACUUGUUUAUUUUCAUUUUGUACCGGUUGAUAUACCUUGUUAUAUACAUAAUAAUUUAAUGCAAAAUGUACCUGUUUUUACAACAUGAAUGCAAUAUGAAAUGAAACUGUUUAUAAUAAUUAUUAUGUAUAAUAAUUCAAUAUAAACUCAUUUAAACAUGAA
Molecule: messenger RNA, 1274 nt
Organism: Magallana angulata
Lineage: Eukaryota; Metazoa; Mollusca; Bivalvia; Ostreida; Ostreidae
Exons: 2
Coding region: 124-936 (270 amino acids)
Source: RefSeq, a predicted model, not a curated record